Columba livia (rock pigeon) is the source of this 5094-nucleotide messenger RNA. Its product is annotated as maestro heat-like repeat-containing protein family member 7. Gene Ontology annotation, cellular component: cytoplasm. The record is from RefSeq and is a predicted model, not a curated record. NCBI's taxonomy places the organism in Eukaryota, Metazoa, Chordata, Aves, Columbiformes, Columbidae. The coding region runs from base 167 to 2263 and encodes 698 amino acids. The transcript is spliced from 12 exons.
CAAAGGUACCCGCAGCCAGCCCUGCUCUCGCUGCCCAGCCAAGCACCGCUGUUGGGCACUCGGUGUGGCAUCCUUCUCUUCCCUGCCCUUCCUAUUCCCGCAGCUGUUUUGGGAAACUGUCCACCCCAAAGACUGUGAAGGCUCCACUGUCGAGCUCGCUGAGGCCAUGACAGAAGGACAAUCCUACGACGCGGAGGCUGGUGCUGCUCUGCUGGAUAUGCUUGUGGAAAGCGAGAUCUCCACUUUGAAGCAGGUGCCCAGGAUUGUGCGGUGCAUCCACCAGUGGUUCAUGACCAACACGGACGAGUCAGUUGAGCACAGCCUGGACAACACCCUUGUGGAGCUCACCGACGCGCACCCCCAUGAUGUGGUGGUGGCCCUGCUGCGCUGUGCCCCAUCGUGCGACCGAGCCGCUGCAGCCAUGUGGAGGAUGAUGGUCACCACCAGCAUGACCACAAAGAAGGUGUUCCGGGAGCUGCUCUGCGUGCUGGAGGACUGGCCGCUGCACAGCACGUCCACCUGUGACGGGGACCAACAGGACGUCCUUGCCCUGGCUGCAACCAGGGCUCUGUGGGAGAUACUUCAAAUGCCCAGGUUCCCAAGAGGGCUGAAGGUGUAUUUCCCUCGCCUCCUCCUGGCUCUGCUCUUCCAAGUUGUGUACAGCACAGAGCAGAUGCCAGACGAGGUGGAUACUUUCUGGAGGGAAUGCCAGGAGGAAGGCGGCCUUCCCACCAGCCCCAGCAGGUUUAUAGUGCUGACUGUGAAAGCACUGCUCUGCCGUCUGGGCUAUAGGCUUGUAGCCUUUGAAGUGGAACGUAAGCGUGGCUGGGACACGCUCCUCCACGCUGAGACCCACCACUGCGCAAUGGGGCUGCUGGCCAGAGAGAUCCGUGUUGUCUCAAGACACCUCAAUGCCUCUGUGGUGUCCUACCUGGUCGAGCUGCUCAGCAGGAAUGAGCCCCGCUGUGAGCUCCCUGCCAUGGCGUUCCUUGUGGAGAUCCUGGCCUCCCCUGGCCCAAAUGUAAGAGCUGAGAGCUUCCUGCAGCUUGUCCCAAGAUACCUGCAGAGCACCUGCAGCAUGACGCGUUCCCUGCUGCUCAAAGGCCUCAACGUGAUCUGCGACACACCGUGGAUGGUCCCAAAAAUGCGGUUCCUGGUGCAAAGACUCACGGAUCUACUGCAAGACGCAGAUAUGGAUAUGGUCAGGAUGACCCUGUCUGUGCUCAGGAAGGUGGUCCGUGACCCGAGCGUCCCAAUUUCCACCCCCAUCGCACUGCAGCUGGCUGAGAGGCUCCAGCCACUCUUUGACAACGAGUCCUGGUAUGUGCGACAGCUCUCCGUCAGCAUCUUUAAAAAGGUGAUCGAGCGUGUAGCAAAUGAUGGAAAAAAGCUGCUGAAGACGCUUGUGCACCAGAGCCUGCUCCCCCUGAUCUUCCACGUGUUUGAUGAGAACAAGGCCGUGGCAGCGACCUGUAGGGAUACCCUGCUGCAAGCUACCGCUUUCCUGAAGAAGGAGAAGCUCAGGCAGGUGGUGUUAAGGGAUCAGCAGACAGAGGCGAUCGGCGAGUGCCUGCUGGUAGAGUGCCGCAGCAGAGCAGCAGAGUACCUGGGUCAGUCAUUGACGUACGUGCAGAGCCCACAGGACUCCAUACGAGAGGCAGCCGUCGCGUUCCUUGGUGAGGCACAACCCCCCAGCCAGGGUCCCUCCCAGCCGUGCUGCAGCUCAGCCCCAGCCCCGGGUGCUGCACGGGCAGCAGGAUUCGGCCCAGUGGCUCUGGAGCCGCCACUGCCCGAUGUGGGGUGCACGGGGCUCCCCGCCGCCCUCUCCCUCCCCUGCCCUUGGGCAUCACGCUUGGGGCAGAGCCCGGGCUCAGCCCUGCCAGGGGCAGGGGCGCCUGUGGCCGGGCUGCUGUGGGGGAGCUGCGCUGCUGGGGCGAGCAGGAGCGGUGACGGGCUGUGUGUUUCCAGGGGUCCUUGGGCAGCACAUGAGGGCUCAGCCGGAGAAGUUCCGGCUCAUCUACCACACCGUUCAACACGCGACAAAGGACAGCAGCCCCUACGUCCAACGCCAGGCACUUCACACUCUGCCCCUGCUCAGAGCUGCAGCGGCAAGUGGCUCCUCCAGAUCCAGGCUGCAGGAACUGCAGAGCCAACUCCGCCAGGCGUGGAGGAGGCGGCGGCCUUCUCUCUGGGGCAAUGGCUGGCUGUGCUGCUGGGGCUCCGCACAGGACUGAUCCCAGCACCACCAUGUGCUCUUCCCUGAAUAAACAGUUUAUGGAGUGUCUGAACCUGCAGAUCUCGAGUUACUGCUCUUCUGCCCUUCUGUCUCCAACCAGUGGGUCUUGCUUUGGCAUGGGAGAAGAAGAGAAAAAGGGUUCUUGUGCUCAGCAACAACAGUUGCCCAGGCAUGCAGCGUGGUAGGAAAAGUGACCAGAAAGCCCUUUGCCCCUUGCUUCAUCUGCUGAAGCCUCUAAUGCUUCCGACAAAGCCCUUGCGCAGAGCCCGGAGUUGUGGGGAUCCCUGAAAAACUCGUCCUGGGAGAUGUCCACAAAUACUCUUCCAGCCGUGACCUGCCAUUUGCUUCUUGCUGACGGGAUAGUUGAGGGGUCCGAGUUGCCUCUUUAACCGGCUCCGGUUUCCUGUUUCCAGGCAAAAUGCUGCCAUUUGUGUCAAAAUCAGUGUUUAAAAUCUAUUUUGUUUUUCAAAGGGAGCUGUUACGGCAUUCUCUCCAGAAUUUGAAAUUUAGUUUUGAUGUCCUCUACCUCCUGUGCUCUACACAUUAUGUUUUGUCAAUCUACAGGUUUUUAUCCUUUGUUUCUGCACAAGUGUUUCUCCCAGCUCUAGGAAAUGUCCCGGUGCUCUUCCUGUGUUUUCCUUGUACUGUUUCCUAGCGUCUUUUUUUGAAGAGAUGUGUUUGAAACCCUGAGUAAUGCAUCUUUGUGCCUUAGUAGCAAGCACUGAGCCCAAGUGAUUUAAAGCAAAGAUGGCCGGAGCUCUCUGCCUCUCUGGGGCUGGGAUGUCAGGGGGGUUGGUUGCUGCAGGAAGGCUGUUUACCCUGCAUUCUUCCUAAAUUGCAGUGGAGGCACAAGCCGUGGUGUACCCACGGUGUACCCAUGCCCAGGGGUUCAUCAGUCUCAGCCUGAGAAAUCUGAGCACUGCUCUAGGAGAGCAGCACACGAGUUUGACACUUUAGCACAGGAUUUUGAUACGGUAGCACGGGAGUUUGCUACCGGUUGUUUGCUUUUUCCCCAUGACCGUUUGCCCUGAGGCAAAGCUCUUUCAGGCCCCAAAGCCCCAUCUCCCUGGCACUCUAGUCAGUCCCCAGGGUUAUGCGCCAGUCUUAUGGCUUUGCCCGAAAAUCUCACCAAAAGCAUCACCUUUACUAGAUGGGAUUAAUUGCUUCAGUUGCACCUACUCCUCUGGAGCCAUCUGUUUGCAAGUAGCUACAUUCUCCCUGAUGUUGCUCUGGUAGAGCCCUGAGUCUUUGGACAAGCUCGUGGAUAAAACAUGGGGUUCCAUGAAGCACAGGAGCUAUUCCUCAAAGGCUUCCCAUGGGGAACUGAGGUGCAUCGGGGUUUGCUGGAUCUUUAAGAUCACAGCCAGAAGGGGCAGCUCUAAGCAGUGCCAGUGUGAGCGCUGUAGCCUGGUGCUGGUGGUGGGGACAGCGGACGUGGGAAUUGGGAGAAAUUAAACUAGAUGGAUAAACGUGUGUUGGCCAGCACAAGGCACUGCAGGUUGCCCAGUUUUUAUCCUUUGUUUCUGCACAAGUGUUUCUCCCAGCUCUAGGAAAUGUCCCAAUGCUCUUCCUGUGCUUUUAGACCCACAUUGGGUCAGAGGUCCGGUUUGGAGUCGUGUUGGCGCAUUGCGGAGCAGUGGAGUGGAGCGGAGCGUGGGUCCUCCAGCCAGCUUCACGGCCAGAGCCGCUGAAGCUGGAACUGGAGCUACUGUACCUGAGCCACAGCAUCUCCAGGGGGUUAGCCCAUACCUGGGGUGUUGGAGACUUGGAUGUAAACCCAGUUCUGGCCAAUCAUGAACACCGAGGAGAUGUGCUGCUUCGUUAUUGCCCAAGUAGGAACCCGUUUUCACCUUCAAAAGUGAUCAAGCCUGAAAAUCAGCAGUUGAAGCCUGUGGGUUGCUGUCUUGGAGGUAAUGCAUUGAGGUGCAAACAAUGCAUUUUUGGCAGUAUUAUGGAUAGUAGCGAGCUUUGCUGUGGGAAGACGAGCAAUACUGUGGCCUAGCGGUCUCCUCGGAAAAGACCUGGAUGCUUCCAGAGGUUGCUGCCUCUUCCAGAUGCCGGAGGAACAAACCUUGCAAGCUGCACCAGCCGGGCUUUGAUAACUCAGCUUCACAGGUGACUGGAGCCCUCCUGUCUGCUUGUCACUAAACCCAGGAGUGCUCCUGUGGCCUCUGCCAGCCCGACAAGGCUUCUGUGGUCGUCCUCUAACUGAGGCUUAGGCUGCCCUGUUGUGAAGCUACAAGGAAUUUAAUUACAUGUGGUCAGAUUUUGCAGGUGCUUGGACCUUUGAGAUCAAUCUUGGCUUGUUCGUGUUGCAAAAAUUCUCUGUGGCUGUAGCUGAAUACAUGCAUAUGUGUUUGCAGGAUCGAGGGAAAGCUGCUCACACUAUAUACCUUUUCUUGAGAUCAUUUCUGCCAUUAGGUGAAAUGAAGACACGUUUCUAAGGGGCUCAGUCUGUUGAUAAAUGAAGUCCAUUGAUAAUUUCCAGCGAAUAAUUUUUACCCAUCUUUCUGAAGUGCUCAUUCAAAAGUUGGUGUCUCUCUGGAUUUUUUUGGAUUACUUGGAAAGUAUUAGCUCAAACUAUUUUUUUUAUAAGGUCACAAAUAUGAGCAAUAUAUUUAACUAUUAUUAUAGACAUAGUUUUUUAAGCUGUUCAAAUGAACAAUUAAAAUUAAAGUGUAAAGGAAAUAUGUUCCAUGCCAAAACCUUUUGACGAAGGAAUGGUGUCAGGUUAUUUAUGAGGAAUGAGUGCUCUUGUUUAUAAUUCCAGAAUUUUAAAAAGUAAGAAGUUUUCCAGGGUUGUAUGCAAUCCAUAUCUGUCUUCUGGGAGUCAAUAAAACACUGCUUGGCUUCCUUCA